This is a messenger RNA of Arabis nemorensis, 576 nucleotides long. The record is from the annotation of a GenBank genome assembly. NCBI's taxonomy places the organism in Eukaryota, Viridiplantae, Streptophyta, Magnoliopsida, Brassicales, Brassicaceae.
AUGUUUCUGGGUUUGGGUAUUGAUUUGAUCGCUGGAGGUAAGAGCAAGAAGACUAAAAGGACAGCUCCCAAGUCCGAUGAUGUCUACCUCAAGCUUACCGUCAAGCUUUACCGGUUUCUUGUAAGGAGGACCGAGAGCAAGUUCAAUGCGGUGAUAUUGAAGAGGCUUUUCAUGAGCAAAGUCAACAAAGCUCCUCUUUCUCUAUCCAGAGUCGUCGAAUUCAUGACCGGCAAGGAAGAUAAGAUUGCUGUUUUGGUUGGAACUGUGACUGAUGAUUUGAGGGUACACGAGAUUCCAGCUAUGAAAGUUACCGCCUUGAGGUUCACAGAGAGAGCUAGAGCUCGUAUUGAGAAAGCUGGUGGUGAAUGCUUAACCUUUGAUCAGCUUGCUCUCAGAGCUCCAUUGGGCCAGAACACGGUUCUUCUUAGAGGACCUAAGAACUCGCGUGAAGCUGUGAAGCAUUUCGGACCUGCUCCUGGUGUGCCACACAGUAACACAAAGCCAUAUGUUCGGCACAAGGGAAGGAAGUUCGAGAAGGCCAGAGGAAAGAGGAAGAGUCGUGGAUUCAAGGUUUAA